Messenger RNA from Leptosia nina, 510 nucleotides. The record is from the annotation of a GenBank genome assembly. Lineage: Eukaryota; Metazoa; Arthropoda; Insecta; Lepidoptera; Pieridae.
AUGGCAAAUGAAAUAGCUGUUCCUCCUCCCGUCUUAUGGGCACAACGCAAGGAAGACGUUUUUCUCACAUUUAGCGUUGAAUCGAAAGACCCGAAUAUAAAAAUAGAAAAAGAUUCAGUUUAUUUUAAAGGGGUGAGUGCUCCGGACAACAAAAAUUAUGAAGUAACCAUACUCUUAUACGAUGCGGUCGUUCCGGAGGUUAGCGGUUUUGUUAAUAAGGGCCGGUGCAUAGAAAUGAUUUUACGUAAAGAAAAGAAGGAUGCCCCAUACUGGCCGAACUUAACGAAGGAUAAGAAGAAGCCUCAUUACCUGAAGAUAGACUUUAACAAAUGGAAAGACGAGGAUGAUGAGGACGAAGGCGCUGGUGGUGGUGGUGGUGGUGACUAUGAUAUUGAAUCUAUGCUGCGUUCGAUGGGAGGCAACUAUGGUAGCGGUGAAAAUGCAGAGAAACCUUCGUUUGAUGACUUAGAAAGUGAUUCAGACGACGAAAACCUGCCAGAUUUGGAGUAA